Zingiber officinale is the source of this 4364-nucleotide messenger RNA. Its product is annotated as ubiquitin carboxyl-terminal hydrolase 26-like. The record is from RefSeq and is a predicted model, not a curated record. Gene Ontology annotation, biological process: protein deubiquitination. Gene Ontology annotation, cellular component: cytosol; nucleus. The transcript has 15 exons. NCBI's taxonomy places the organism in Eukaryota, Viridiplantae, Streptophyta, Magnoliopsida, Zingiberales, Zingiberaceae. The coding region runs from base 600 to 3914 and encodes 1104 amino acids. Gene Ontology annotation, molecular function: cysteine-type endopeptidase activity; protein binding; cysteine-type deubiquitinase activity.
ACAAGCCCUUGGGUUCAGUUUACUUGGAGAGAAGGAUCAAGGAAGUGCGAGGGUUUGCAUCCACCGGCGUCUGCAGCCGUCUGGCCCGUCUCCGACUCUCCCAGCGUCGCCCUUUUCCCUGAUCUCUACCUCUCGACGCUGCGGUGGAAGAGCCUCCAUUUCCUUCGCGUCCCUCGAUCGCCGGCGUGAGAUUCCCUGCUGCAGCCCUCUCUUUCCUUCCUCUCUCUCUCGCGUGCACCACAAUAGUCUGCGCUCAGCCUCGCCGCGUUGCCUUUCCUCCCCGGCGAAUACAGCCGCGAGGAGAUCUGCAAUCGCUGGCCGCCUCCUCUUUCGGACACCGCACCAUCGGCGCGCCGAAAAGGCUUGCAGCGAUCGACUUCUUCUUUUCUCAUUCUUCGCGGUAGAUCGGCUGCCCAAGCCUUCGUUGUCUUGGUCGAGCGGCACUGGUGCUGUGGUCCUUAGUCGUCAUUCUUACUUCUCAAGGCGUUCAUGAAAGAGCAGUUAUUGACAUGACAUCUGAUCAAUAAAUCUGUGUUUUUGGGUGACAAGUGGAGAAUGCUCAUGUGAAUUUAUGUAGUUGAAGUGAACUUUGUAGCACAAUGGGUGGACCAAAUUCUUGCAAUGAUACUGAGAGGAAAAUAACUGAUGACAAUAGUGACCCAUCCUCUCAAUUCAGUUGUCAAAAUGAAAAUUUCAGUACAGCAAGUAGACCAGACACUCGCCACAAAAAUAAGAGGAAGAAAAAUGAAGACAGCAGUUACUCAUCCACUGAGACACUCAGGAAAAUACACUUAACUGGUGAGAUUACAAGAGAUGAUAUAAUACAGCUUUAUUCCAUUACAAAACCUAUUUGUCAAGGUUGUCGAGGAAAUUCUAAAGAGUCCCCUAAUUGCUUUUGCGGGCUGAUUCCACCAUCUAAUGGCACAAAAAAGACUGGAUUGUGGCAGAGGAUGUCUGAAAUAAUUAGUUCUCUUGGUCCAGAUCCUUGCAAGGAUCUUCGUGACUCAACAGAUACUCCAGCUGGUCUUACUAAUUUGGGUGCCACCUGCUACGCGAACAGCAUACUUCAGUGCCUUUAUAUGAACACAUCAUUUCGUUCUUGCAUAUUCUCUAUUGAACCUGAUUUUUUUAAGCAGCAUCCUGUCUUGGAUCAGCUUGGAAGGUUGUUUGUACAGUUACACUCCAGCAAAAUGUCAUUUAUUGACUCAGCACCGUUUAUUAAGACAUUGGAGCUGGACGAUGGUGUUCAACAGGAUAGCCAUGAAUUUCUUACCUUAUUUCUAUCUUUAUUGGAAAGAUAUUUAAGUCAUUCAAAGGUUGCAAAUGCUAGAACUGCCGUGCAGGAUUUAUUUCGUGGGAGUGUUUCACAUGUAACACGGUGCUCAAUGUGUGGAAAAGACUCUCAAGCAUCUUCAAAGGUGGAGGAUUUUUAUGAGCUUGAGUUGAAUAUCAAAGGUCUGAGCAAUCUAGAUGAAAGUUUGGAUGACUAUCUAAGCUUAGAAGUAUUAGAUGGGGAAAAUCAAUAUUUCUGCUGUUCAUGUAGCAAGAGAGUUGAUGCUACACGGUGCAUAAAACUUUGUUCACUUCCUCAGGUUCUUAAUUUCCAGUUAAAGCGUUAUGUUUUUCUCCCCAAGACGACUACCAAGAAAAAGAUAACUUCAGCUUUUGGUUUUACAAGAUGGUUGGACAUGGGGAAAAGGUUAUCAAAUCCUCCACAGUCAGGCUUGAUUUAUGAGUUAUCAGCAAUUCUGAUUCACAAGGGUUCUGCUGCUAAUAGUGGACAUUAUGUGGCCCAUAUUAAGGAUGAAAACAGUGGACAAUGGUGGGAAUUCGACGAUGAGCAUGUGUCCAAUUUGGGCUAUCACCCUUUUGGAGAAAUCUCAAAGGGAAAUGUUAAAUCUCACUUGAAGAAUCAAUUGGUUAAUUCUACACCUGCUUCCUGUGCCACCUCAGGCUUCAAUGCCCCUAUGCAAGAAGAAGUCUUUUCAUCCUCCGAUGCAUACAUGUUAAUGUAUAAUCUUAGAACUGAUAAGGAGAAUAAAGAUGAUUUGAGAAAAAUAGUUAUGGGAGAUCAUGACUCAAAAAGCAGUUAUCUUCCUUCUCACCUUGAUGAAGAGAUGGGAACUUUAAAUACUUCUUAUGAAAAUUCUUGUGCUGAAUAUCGGAAGAGAAAAGAAACUGAGCAGUCUCGUAUAACUGAACGGAGACAAGAAGUGAAGUUGGUUCUUUCAAAAGCUCCUGUUGACCCUGGUGGCGCUUCAUAUUUUUGGAUCUCUAUGGAGUGGCUUCGUCAGUGGACUGAUACUAUCAUUCCUCCUUGCAUUGACAACAGCCCAAUUCAGUGUGCUCAUGGUAAAGUUCCUAUAUCAAAAGUAACCUCCAUGAAGCGGUUGUCAGAUGCAGCUUGGCAGAUGCUGUUGUCUAAAUACGGAGGGGGGCCUACUUUGAGCAAUGAUGAUAUUUGCAUUGAUUGCCUUAGAGAUGAGGCAAAAACUGCAGUCUGUGCAGAUGAUUACCGUGAUAAGAAGGCUUCCUUAAGGCAACUUGCUGAAGCUGCCCUUGCUGGAAAGUACCUGGAUGGUCGUUUGUAUUUUGUAUCUAGGCCAUGGUUGCUACAGUGGUUGCGUAGGAAAAAUGUUGAUUUUCCUUCUGACACUGAUGCUGGACCAACUGCUUCUCUUCGAUGUUCCCAUGGAAACCUUCUCCCAGAACAAGCUCCUGCAGCAAAGCGUGUGCUGGUUCCUGAGAGGCUCUGGCUAUUUUUCCUUGAAUUUUCUGCUUCGUCCAAAUCUGAUGGUUCAUUAGGUUUUUCAACAUUCUCUUCUGAAUCUGAACCAUGCGAAACUUGUAGCAAGGAAUUAAAGAAUGUUGCAUGCUUGGAGGAUGAUCUUAGAGCAUCCAAGCUUAAGCAACGUCAAAAUCAUGAAAAAUUAAUUAUGGGCAAAGGUUUUCCACUUUUUCCUGGUCUAAAGUAUUACUUGGUCCCCUCAUCAUGGCUCGCAGAAUGGAAGGCUUAUCUGAUAGCAACUGGGAAGAACAUUUCUUCAUGUGAAAAACCUGAGAAUUUGGAAGUGAUAAUUGAUUCACUUAUAUGUCAGAAGCAUUCACAUUUACUGGAAAGACCUCUUGAACUAGUUUACAAGCGCGGUGUCAUCUCUCAGAAAGUAUCUACUACAAAAGGGUUGGUACUCAUUCCAGAGACUGAUUGGUCGCUGUUUUGUGAAGAAUGGAAUGUUCCAGAAGACAAAGGCAUAUCUGCUGAAAUUGUAGUUGCCAGCAGUCUCAGUAAGUUGGAUGGAUCUUGUGAAAACAUUCCUAUUUUUGUGGAGAGUACAGAUGAACACAUGAAUGAAGCAAAUGACGGCACAGAUGUUGGAAAAUUGCUUAUUAGAACUUAUCCACAGACAUGCGAAGUUUGUAUUGGAGAAAGAGAAAGCAGUGAAUUAAUGCACAAGCUUUGUUAUUCUGAUGAGGUUAUUUGUGUGCAUCUUGUCCGUGGUAAGGAACCUCCAAAAUACCUCAUAGAAGCUUCGACAUCUGUUUCUGAGCCAGACCGGCGUGCUUCCAAGCGCUCCAGAAGAACGUCUUCUGGCAACUCAGUCAAUUUAAGAGUUUCUGGUUCCACCUCCAUCUACCAGUUGAAAAUGAUGAUUUGGGAAGCCUUUGGGGUUGUUAAGGAGAAUCAAAAGCUUCACAAAGGUUCAACCGAGAUAGAUGAUGAAUCAGCUACCUUAAGUGACAAGAGCAUUUUUCCAGGUGAUGUUCUAUGGGUCACCGAUUCAGAGAUUUAUGCAAAUCGGGAUAUUGCUGAUGAACUUUCAGAACAUAAAAUUGAACCCGGACAAUCUGAGCAAGGCUUCCGUGGGACACUUUUGACGUCGGAUGUCUCAGUUCUCAAUUUUCAGGAAAUUUGACAGUUCUUUUUCUCAAUCCAAAUCCAUUGUAACUUCAUGACUUAAUGAGGCGGCUAGGGAAACCAAGCCUGUCAGGACAUCCUGGAUGAGAUGUAAAGUCGCGAUUAGAUUGGUCGUGGACAGCCUUUUGGCACCAGUGCUUGAAGCAUGCUUGGUGGAGCUGCACGGUCAAUGCUAUGAAUUUGAAACUAUGUUCCUACAUUAUUAAACAAUGUCUUCACGUAAUAUAGUUUCAUGGAGAAGGAGUGCUAGAGCUGCGACAUCUGUUACCAAUAUAGUUAUUUGUGUAUCUUGUUGUAUGUCUACCUGAGCUUAUCGAGCAUUUGUCAAUCGCCUUCGUCAACAUAUUACACUAUGAUGAAACGAUUCAAAAUCCCAUACUGGAAUGCUACUCACUUGAGCAGAUUAUACAAGAAGCAACGCAACUGAUUGACAUGGUUGUUAGAACUA